Messenger RNA from Paramuricea clavata, 7602 nucleotides. Lineage: Eukaryota; Metazoa; Cnidaria; Anthozoa; Malacalcyonacea; Plexauridae. The record is from the annotation of a GenBank genome assembly.
UUACAAUGUUGUCAAUAGGCGUACGGUUUUACAUACGGACUUAAAUCUGGCUCCCUUUACGAAGACUUCAAUACUUACUUCCUUUUGAUUGACUGAAAUAAAUUAUCUCCCUUAAUACAAGUAUUUUUACUUUAUAGUUUUAAACAUUUUUUCAGGACUUAAAUCUUCUUGACGAGCCAAGCAAUACUGAUGCGGAAAACAUGACGACAAAGAUGGAUAAAGAUGCAACGAGUAGUCAGAAGAGUUCGGUAAUUUUUAAUGCAUGCAUUACUUAUUUCAUAUAAUACCCAUGCUGGAGAUGCAUGUUAUAAAUAAAUCUAAAUAUAUAUCGCUUUCAGCACCUCCUUAUAAAGCUCCUUUGAAAAUUCGAGAAAAUGCUCCCUCAAGAAAUUUUCUUAUUGUUAAAGCCCUAAGCGUAAUAUUUAGUAUGUUUAAUGUCAAUACAUAUAGUCAUAAAAGUAUUGAGCCAAAUGUAUUUGUGAAUUUACAAGAUGGUUUUCUGCAAUUUUGGUGAUAUUGGUGUGAAAGAGGUGGAAUGUAAUUCAGAAAGCAAAGUUUGGUCCAAAAAUUAUUAUGAACACGAUUCUCAACUAAGUUUUUUUCCUAAUCUGGCUGCUUAUAUUUUAAUAAAUACCGGGAACUUCUGAGGAACUUUUGACUGUACAUAGUUUUUAUUUUCAUGAACUGAUCGAGCAGAGCCAUUCAUGCUCACUCGUUACUGACUUACGUUUUAAGCCGGUUUUCCACUUCGCCCGUAUCGUACCGAAACGUACUGGUGAGCAUGCGCAGAUUGCAAAGAGGUUUAUAAAUACACGUACUUCCGGGUGUAUUCGCGUAUCAAAAUAAAAAGUUUGUCGCAAGUCAACUUUGUGGCGUACUACGGAAGUACCAACCAAUCAACCUUCCCUUUUUGAUACGUUUCGAUACGGUACGCUUGAAGUGGAAAACCGGCUUUAUACUUAAAACAAUUGAUUCAUAUUUUUGUUCAGUUUUCUUUAUCUAGUCUCACAGAGAACGUAAGUAGUAAUAUAUCAACCUUCAUGACGAUGUUUAUCUCGUUCUCUAAUGGUUGGAAAAUGACGUUAGUUGUUUUGGCUGGUCUCCCAAUUAUAUCAUACGCGAAGUCAGUGCAGAAUGACGAUACAGAAGAGACUGAGGAGGACGACAGUAAUGGGGUGAGCUAUAGUAAUGAGAAUGAGAGUAAGAGUUAAGAUUGAUUACACAAGGGUGGUUGUUCAAUCAGUCACAAGAACCUCAUGCAUAAUUACUUGCUUGACAGUUAAGGACUCAGGAUUUUUUGGUAAGCGAAGAAAAUUGGAAAUCCCGGAGAUGAAUUCUUCGAAGCACAGGAGAGAAUCAACCAAACUCUAGUCACAAAUGAGUUUUGAAACGCAGGGAAGUUGCUCAUCCUGAGUAAAUCCCUAGACCCUACGAUCGACUAAGCUCAUUCUCGCUACUUCACCGGCUCUUACAAGCUUAAUAACAGUUUUUUUCAAAUCAAGGAAAUCAUUUGGAAUCAUUAUUUAUUUCUUCAGAUAAUUUCAAAAGUUUGGAAAAAACUUCGUGGUGUAACAUCAUCUGCUUCUGGCAAGAUUAAUAUUCCUGCGAACGAUCAGGCGUCAAGGUGCAAAGAAGAUUGUCUAAAACCUUAUAGGUAUGUUUAAGAUGUUUACGUUACUCACCGUUAUACCGGCCACUAAUAUUAUUAUAUGGGACUCCAAACUAUGAAGGUCCGGAGGUAUGCUACCCGAAAUGUUUUUCUAAAUUUUGGUACACUGAAACGGCAUUCGCAGCGUUUUGGAGGCACUUAUAUAAAGUUACACUACAAUGUGCAUGAUCUUAAAUCCAUGUUUAACCAUGUGAGAAAUCCGCUAAAAACCAACAUGUGAGCCUAGCCUGUGAACAGACGUUACUCUCGACGAAGCCUAACAUGUCCUCACCCUUAUUUUAAUGCUAAUAAUCUAUUAAAUUAACCAUUUGCCUUAUUUUGAUGAUAAUCAUCUAUGUAAGGGAAACUCAGUUAAAACGCAAUUAUUUUUAAGUAUUUACAAUUUUACAUAACAUAUGCGAUGUCAGUAUUUGCACCCAGCGACUACAGAAAGAUCAUACGUUGUACUUCUUCUUAUUAAAUGUCUUCCUUCAAUCACAAUUUUUGAUGAAUUGCAUACCAUGCAUUAGGUUUUUAGAUAACCAAGAAACAAAAUUUAAUUAAACAUGUCAAAAAGUGGGGGGGGGGGGAUAAUAAGAUAUUCGUCCCCCGCCCACUCCAAAAACUGUGGUGACCCGUCCCCCCCCUCCCCCCUCAAUCCACACACCCCCCCAGGAUUGACGCCCAUGAGUCGUUCAGCUGCGAUACAAAAUAUUUACGUUACCAAGCAGGGGUGUUGUCAGGGCGUUAGUUAGAGCUUGGCCUUUAGCUGUCAAAUUAAACUUUUUUACAGCAUUGUGAUUAAAAAUAUCCAAGCUUGCUUGAUCAGAUUUAAAAUUGCCGGUCGAAAUCGUGUUUUCAACCCAAGUUGGAAUCACAUGCAAAGUCUGAGUAUUGAAAUUAUUCCAAAAUUAAAGGCAGUAUAAAGGCAAUAUUGGUGGUGGCUUUAAUCAACAGUUUGUUUGAAACUAUGUAUAUAGUGGUGUGGAGGUGAAUAAAGAUGGACUUUUUUCCUGUUAAUUAGUCGAAUUUUGGGAAAUUUUUGACUUAACUUCGCGAUUUAACAUCGAAAUUUCUAGGCUAAAACAUUUUUCAAACUGGACGUUUGCUCUUCCAGAUCUUCCAAUGCCUAAUGUUUCCACAUACAAUGGUGGAAGAAUGUGUUUCGACCAACAAUUUCCUAAUUGGUCAUUUUUAUUAGCAAUUACAGGAAAGGUAUCGUGUAUAACAUGCAGCUAAAUUAUCUUCAUUGAUACAAAAAAAAGUACAUCCCAAACUUGGAUUAUCUUUUUAUACACCUGCAUGUGUAAUGCAAAUGUUUGCUUCAGAUACGCUGUGAAGAUGUUGAUUGCGACAGGCCUGGCUUUCGCCGUUGCUGAAUGUGUGACCGUUCUUGUAUAUGCUGGUGCUUUAAGAUACGGCGGGUACUUGGGUCGUGUUGGCGAAAUGACAGUGGAAAGUGUUAUGACGUACGCUCAAUAUUUUUAUUACAUAGCAUUGGUAUACGCAAAUAUUGUAUUGUAAUGUUUAUCUUGUAUUUAUUUAAGAAUUCAUUAUUUCACAUUGGCAAUAGCAGCAAUGAUAAAUUUAUUAUAUCAACGCAAUGGCUUUGUCAAAUAUACAUUUGUGACUUCAGUGAUAAAAUAAAAAUUUAAAUCAAAAUAAAAUAAUAAAGGAACCGGAAAUACGAAAAAAUAAUUGCAAUUGUACGAUGGACACAUGACGAUUGCAUGUCGCUGAUGGCGUGCAGCAUCUCAUUUCGUCCAUUUUUGUGAAGCAGAAUUUGACAUAAUUUUAUGAAGAGCAACAGAACUCUUUGAAAUAAUUUUUACGAUUAUUUCCAAGAAAAGAACAUUCUAUGUAUUUUUGAAAAUAGAGAAAGCACUAUGCAGCUUUCACGCACCAGUGUAUAGACUGAAACAUCUUUUAAUUUUUAGAAUUAAUUAGGUCUUUGGACGACUUUGAUUUUAUCCACCUCAUUCAGGUUUAAAUUUAGCCAGAAAACAUAACUUCUCACCUGGAUAGCUCUUGUUCCUACACACGGAAAAGCACACAGCUUGUAACAAAUGUACUUCAGCUCCAACAUCUUGUUAUGAAGAUGUGUUCGCACUGUGUUGUCCCCAGCUUGUUGACAAGUUGUGAACGGCUUGUAACAAGGUUGUUAAGACCGACCGACUUCUUACAAGUUGUUUCAACAACGUAUUAUUGUCUUGCAAUUCAACAACUUGUCAAGAAGUUGUCAGUGACAAUCUUGUAGCAAUUUGAGAAACUAACAACAUCCUUACAACUUGUGGACAAGUUUGCGACAAACCUGUUGCGAACACAUAAUAUCUUGUUGACAAGAUGUGAAAUUUUUACGUGCGUAUCAGGCAAAAACCAUUUUCUGUUAAUCAUUUCAAAUAGUGUAUAUUGGUAUUUCACUACACUUGAUAGCAUAAAAUACCUCAUUGCUCAUAUAUAGAGUACUUAUGACCGUGUUGUUUGGAGGAGCAGGAUCAUCCAAUGCUCCUGCAGAAAAAUCUAAGACAAAGAACGAAUCUCCUGAAAAAGAACGGCUGGAUGACGUCAAGACCGACGACAAUAUGGAUGAAAAACGUGUUAAACUGGUACGUCACAUCUUGAACGUAAAACAUUAUUGGAUGAGGUUGAGCAGUAUAUCCAGAAAUAAUCAUACCGAGGUCAAUGUUAUCCUCCGCUGUCGAAGGCUGAGACGAAUAACAUUGGCCGAGAUCACAAUUAUUUCUGGAUACCAUGUGUAAGACGAAUCCAAUAAAACCAAGUUUUUCAUACUUUUAAGUAAAUACAAUCUGUAUUAAUAUGGUUAGUGCGUUUUCAAGGAUGACGUGAAGGGAGAAGUGGAAUUUCACAAUGUGGAAAUACAUCAUCCUGAAAAGAAAAAUGUUCUUUUGAGUGGAUUGAAUAUUUCCGUGAAAUCAUCGGAAACAUUGGCUAUUGUUGGUACUACAGAUUUCAACAGUAAUGCUGUCAUUGCCCUGGUUGAAAGAUUUUAUGAUCCCAGUACAGGUCUUGUUGUAAGUAUAACCAAAUUGAUAGAGUAAUGAACAUUUAUUCAUUAGACUUUGCCACAUAUAAAAUAUGAUACACUACAACAAUACACGUUCGUUGCAAUUGAUCGAUUAGAAGAAAUUUCAAAUAUAUUUAGGUUAAUGUUAUAAUAUAUAACGGUAAGGGGCUAGCUGACUGGAAGUACAGGUUUGUCAGUAAUUAUUGCAUUCCUACUCUAAAUAUUCGCGGCAUUUUCAGAGGGCACUAAGCACACAUAAAAAUGUUUAAUUAAACAGACGCAUAAGUCAACUUCAUGGUAAGAUCAGUCAAAGAGAUUUGGCGGCAUACGUUCAACUGCCGUAGAGAGUUUGAAAUGGUUUGAAAUUUUUGGACAACGGGAAAUCAACUUAAUUUGUUGUAUGAUAAACGAACAAUGCAAUUGCUUACAGUAAGCCUCCAAGUUCAUUUACCACAAUUAUUCGUUAUGACCAGGGACGUUCUAUAGAAGCAUGGCCGAUGACGCAGUCCCGUGAGUACUAAGGAGCUGCGUUCCGACUUUAGUUCAGACAUGAUUUGAGAAAAUAAAUGUUUAAACGUUGGGUAGUGAAGGACUAAUUCCUCGUAACACAUUCUGUUGAAAUGCCAACUGCAUGUGUAUACUCUCCAGUCUCCACUCUCAUUUGUUUUUAUCCUCAUCUCAGCGAAGCUUAUUUCAAUAAUGGUUUUGCUCCAGACUUUAGAUGACGUGGAUAUACGUGACAUGGAUUUGAAGUGGUUAAGAUCCCAGAUAGCUUUGAUAUCAGAAACCAGCGUAAUCAGUCAUCAUUCCGUCGCAGAUAAUUUAAAGAUUGCUGACAGUGGAAGAUGUUUAUCUGAUCAGUACUUGGAACAUGUUGCCAGAACAACUCAUCUACAUGAAGUAAUAGAGAAUCUCCCCGAGGUAUAUAUGCACGAUUAUUUUAACUUCAAUAGGUGAUUCCAGCUCUAUAGACUAAAUUUGAUCAAUUAAGGCAGGAAGAACGAAAUCCAACACCACAGCUAUAUAGAAAGAGCACCUUAAAAUGAGUAGCUAAAAUUUCAAAAGUUUGGUUGCGGAUCGUUGUAAAAUGAGGAAAAUAUAGCCCUGAGGUUCGCAAAUAUUGUAUCGCAACCAAACUUUGCAAUUUUGCUCAUUUUAAGAUGCUCUUUUCAGCUAUGGUAAUGGAUUUCGUUCUUGUUGUUCAAAAUUUCAUCUAUAGCUGGAAUAAUCCAUUGUUUGAUGCAGUAUUUUAUAAAAUGUUAAUGAUAUUUCAACUCGACGUAACUCUCGCAACUUUUUUAUACAAGCACCACAUUAACGCAUUAUGUUAAUGUAUACGAACACGUCAGGCUCUGUUGAAAACGGCGUCAUUGUGGAAAUUGGAAAACGUGACAUUAUGUAGGCGUUACAGUAAAUCCCUUUUGCAUAUUUUUUACAAUUAAACUCAAACUCGAAGUAUAAUGACAAAUAAAGAUUCAAGCUCCAAACGGUAACGUUAUGUUAAAGACUGUAUUCAACCAGCGUGGUCUUGUUCAAAAUAUAGGUAAAAUUAGGUAUCGCCGGAUUACAUCAAAUUUUGAGUCGCUUUAUGAUACUUAGCUAUCUGGAAAACGAAUACCAAAAACGAUAAAAUUACUUAGCAAUAGCUCUUUCUUUUCAAAAAUAUUAAAAUCCAUUUUACAAUUCUAGCUGGCAUGGCAUGCUGGGUAGCGCAGAUUGUAGUCUCCAGCGCAAAACUGGUGAACUUUAUAUAAAGUAUGACAAGAAAUAUCUCAUCAACGACACAUCAAUAUAAAAUUAAUGUAAUAUCCACUACCAUAGAAUUAUGGAUUUGGAAUUGAAUGCGUACUUUUCAUAAACUAUCGUCUUGUUUCUCAUAUUACAAUUUGUGUGAUUUCCCGACUUUUAGUCUUACAAUUCUUUGAUCGAGGAUGACGUCGUUUUGGACGAGAGUACAAGACAAAAGAUAGCUAUAACGCGGGCGUUAAUCAGAGAUCCUCGUAUUGUUAUCAUUGACGAGUUUUCACAACCUGAUAAAGUAAGUGGGAAUAUCAUUGAUUGUAAAUUUCAUUCAUAGCCGUUCACUCGGUAUGUCUUUGGUGCGCGAAAUAUGCCAAUCAUAUCAUGUGAGCAUGCAGAUGUAUUACGGAAUAUAGCAUUUUAUAAAUGAUAAAAAUACAAUGUCCUCUACGAAAUCUCGUGACAGGGCUUCGCACUACUCCUGUGACAUCCGGUCAUUGAACGUGCAUAUUCUUUUUUGCUUGAAGUCACGAGCUGACGAGAAAAAUCCAAAUGCCUUUCUAUGUUGACACUUGAAAGUAUAUUACACUUUGUCAUUUCCACCAUUAGGAAGUCGAAGAAAACCUACAAAGGCUUUGUUCAGGAAGGACUUGCAUAAUUUUCGCUCGGCAUUUGUCGACGGUCGAGGAAGCUGACAAGGUAGUGAUUGUAUGUCAUGGUGAAGUUCUUGAGCAGGGUACUCAAGAAGAAUUACUGAGGAGGAGAGGACUGUUUUAUCAUUUGAUUAAUAUUAAUCUACAGUCAGAUAUUGCUCCAGCUUUAUGAUAUAUAUCCACAACGCGUCAUGAACAGCACUGGACACUAGGACAUUGGCUGAGGUAACGACCUCGCUAGGCCGCUUGCUCACAUUCUUAGCCACAUUUGUUUAAGAAUGUUACCUCUCGGCCGUGAGAUUCCAAAGCAACUUCAAGUUGGAGGGGUACUUCGUCUUAGGGAGUAGGGACAUUAUAAAAUUUUACUUUAAUAUUAGUUUUUAAUGAUUGAAGUGGCUAAUUAUUUAAUACACAGCUAGUUAACCUAGUUUGUGCUAUACUAAUACAAAUACAAACUUUGGUUUGUUAGACAACGAAAUAAAAAAGUUGUUUCUUAAUGAAAUAUGUAGCUAGAAAAAAUUGUAACUGUUUCCGCG